AUGAGCCAGGUGUCGUUGUCCCAUUGUGGUCACUAUGUGGCUCUAGUGGAGGACACAAACAUUUCCAUCCAUAGAAUCCUGCCAUCUUUUCUAUUACGAAGGUACAAUGCCGCUAAAGAUAUACGAAGGCACCUUAAAGGGUCUGGCUCGAGCGAUCGAACCAUCAAGAUUGGUGGCUUGUUUUGGGAAACCACUACUGGCCUGAAUACUUCAACCAAGAUCGCUGUAUCCAUAUCGUCCAAGGACUUUCAUGCUACUAUUGUUUAUGAUAUGACUUCUCAGUCCACGGACCCGGUAAUAAUAGAGCUGGACUCUGCAAUUGCACAUAUAUCUUGGAUCGAGGGAGCACCAGAGGAGGGAAGUGCUUAUAAGAAUUGCACUCAGCUAGUGGUGUUUGAUCUGUUUGGUUUGUUAGCUCGUGUAUACUCUUUGGAUUGCACAAGGGUUCUCUUCACGGUACCUAAACCAAUUGUUCAAAAGUCAUUGACCAGGCCAGGUCAUCCAGGCUUUUGGUCUCUUUUACUGACCUCAUACUUUGACAAGAAUCUGACGUCAAGGUCUAUCAUGAUUGACCUACAAUCCGACAGUCAUCCAUACCUACUACAUUUUACAAAUAAUGGAUCCAGAAGUGCUCUAUUUGCUUCCUUGCAGUUGGAUCAUCAGUCGUCUCCGUCAGCUCAAAUUGCAUGGGACCCAAAGGGCAGCUGGAUAUGUUUCUUUGACUCAGGAGAAUCUCUCUUCGGCUACACUGUGAGAGUUUACAAUAGCUUGGGAGUAUACCAAAAAUCAGAGAACAGUGAUAAGCGUCUUGCCCAACCGACGUUACAUUCUUCAUAUACCAAGGGGAUAGGUUGGACGUUUGCAUGGUUGAACAUUCAUGAUCUGUUGUUCAUAGCAGCCAUCCCGCUAAAGUCCUAUAAAAAACUUGAAUUCCGCAUUCACGGAGUAAGCCAUUUGUCACUUUGUUAUCCUUCUGUUGUUCAUCUCGAGAAAUCUGAUUCGAUCUGGGUAUUGGAAGGAUUUGAUGGUGACGUCUCUUAUAGGCGCACAGACGUUUGUCCAGAAAGCUCAUUUGAAUGGAAACUAGCUAAGGACUCUGGUAAGUACCUUGUACUAGCCACUAAUAGUGUUGUUGUUAUACUACGAAGAUCUAGUGAAGGUCCUCUUGUGAAGUUCGAGCCAGAAGCAUACAUUUCAUCACUGCACUGUCAUGAUAUUCAGUUCUUCAACGACAGUAUCAUUCUACUUUUCCGGGAACAUGUGGCGAUUUAUACAGAGGAGAACUUGUCGAUUUUGGCUACAAGCAGGUAUUCGUUGCUUGACAUGAGAAUCACUAACAAGCUUGGAGCGCCAGUAAUGACUUUGGUGGAAAGGACCCCACAAGGUGAAGUAUGGAGACAAGUCGAGCAAGAGGCAGGUAGUUCAGAGGACUCUAGCUUGCUGUUGUUGAACAACUUAUCCUACCGUGAGGACAACAGCAAAGUUGUUAACCUUGUGAAAGAGGCUCAGAAGAACGACUGGGGUAAGAACGCCAAAAGAAGGCUCACGGAAGAUACCGAUACGUUCAAGCUCAACUUCAAACGGCGAAGACCACCAGGAUUGCCGGAACUACGCUAA
Molecule: messenger RNA, 1617 nt
Organism: Candidozyma haemuli
Lineage: Eukaryota; Fungi; Ascomycota; Pichiomycetes; Serinales; Metschnikowiaceae
Exons: 1
Coding region: 1-1617 (538 amino acids)
Source: RefSeq, a predicted model, not a curated record